Messenger RNA from Dreissena polymorpha, 7416 nucleotides. RefSeq names its product proteasome activator complex subunit 4A-like. NCBI's taxonomy places the organism in Eukaryota, Metazoa, Mollusca, Bivalvia, Myida, Dreissenidae. Gene Ontology annotation, molecular function: proteasome binding; peptidase activator activity. The transcript has 47 exons. The coding region runs from base 83 to 5665 and encodes 1860 amino acids. Gene Ontology annotation, biological process: proteasomal ubiquitin-independent protein catabolic process. The record is from RefSeq and is a predicted model, not a curated record. Gene Ontology annotation, cellular component: nucleus; cytosol.
CAAAAUCGUUGUUCCAUAAGGAAGUUUACUCGAUAUAUAACAUGCUGAGUAACUUCGGCUGUCAAAAGUAAAUCUCCCAGUUAUGGAAGAAUCAAGUGACAGAGAGUUAAUCCUUGGUUUUAAACCACAAAAAGAAAUCAUAUACAACAAGCUUCUGCCGUAUAAAGACGAUGUCGACCUCGAUUCGAACGCGGAUUUAGCAGAAAUAAAAUGUCAGCUGGGCAGAGCAGUGCAACUUCGGGACAUCAAGGUUGGAGCCGGACACUGGUCCAGCCAGCUCUCCAGGUACAUAAGAUUGUAUGGGCUUAAGUUCUCCAAAGAAGAUCAUGUGCACUUCAUACACCUUCUGUAUGAGUUGGUAGUGCUGCCAGAUCUUGAGCUGUCUGUCGUUAAUAAAGUAGCCAACAUCCUCUCCACACUAUUGAAGAAGAAGAAGCUGUUGACAAGAGCUGACUUGACCCUGCAGUGGCGACCCCUGUACAAGCUAUUGGAUGGUGUGACGUACUCAACCUACCAGCAACAUGGACUGCUGUUGGAGCCAGCAAAUAUUGUUGCAGCCCUGGAGGCACUGGUCAGAAACUGCAGAUGUUAUUUCCCCUUGGAAUGCACCCAGGAGAUGUUGGAUGAGUGGCGUCCCUUGCUCUGCCCCUUUGACGUGACAGUGAUUAAAGGGCUGCAGUACCUAGAACUGUUCCUCCCCACCCACCAUGACCCCGAGCACAUGGACAAGGGAUUCAGGUUGUGGUUCCAAGAGCUGAUAGACAUGUGGGACUCCUUCCAUAACAGCCCCUCGUGGGAAAAGUUUCUGGUGUCCCUGAUGGCCCGACUUGCCCACAACAACAUUGGCUACAUUGAUUGGACACCUUAUGUAUCUAAGGUGUUCACCCGUCUGCUGCGGCUAUUUAACCUGCCUGUGGGCUCCAGCAGGGGCCAGGUCAGCAUCGGCAACCCCAUGAAGGUGGACGUGCAGCCCUUCAUCACAUGGAUUGUAUCUAUGAUGGGCAACGAGACCAUUGUACAAGAGCACAUAGAUCAGCUGUUCAAAGCCCUGCACAACUUCUACCACCCAUCCAACCUUGGACAGUGGAAUAUCAAACUGAGCAGUUUACUGAUGAACUUUCCAAAGGUGUUUGUCAGAAGAAUCAACAGAGAGCGGUACAGGAAGCCCAUGUGGAUGAAGCCCAUCCCAGACUCCCACAAGCUGACUGACGCAGAGAUCACUCGCUUCGUGGAGGCAAUGAAGAGCACGGUGUUGAUGAACAUGUUCAGCAAGUACGGCAGCCAGGACUCCUCCAUCGCCCUCCGACAUCUCUCCACCAUGAGACCCGAGCUCAUCGUGCCUCCGCUCCUGGAAAUGAUGUACCCUGCUAUGGAGACAUUGAUAGAGCCUCACAGAUUGAUAGCGUGUAUGAACUGUGUGGUGUCCGUGGCCCGCUCCAUGCUGAACUCUGGGAAGUGGUACCCAGAGGGUCGUCUGCACGUCCUGCCCCUGCUCAACCUCUCACUGCCGGGAAUAGACCCCAACGACUUCAAGAAGUGUCUCGUGACCUUUCAGAUGAUAUCUACAUUUAUCUCCCUUGUUCCAAUCGUAGACUGCUCUGAGGCCAUUCAUGUUCGUAGCGAUCUCACCGAGGAGGAGAAGGAGUUGUGUUCAGCAACUGCACAGUUUGAAGACUUUGUACUGCAGUUUGUAGACAGGGUGUUUGCGUUGGUGGAGAACAGUGCCCAGGAGCAUGUCCAUGGUAACCAGGAGGCCUUGAACCCUGAACAGCUGAUUGUGGAGAAAGCCCUCGCCUCCUGCUUCACCUCCGUACUACAGCAGUGCUCCACACCUAUAUUCAUGUCAGCAUUAAAGAGACUUCACAACUUCAUCAUCAACUCUGUAUAUGAGAGCCGUGUGGGCGGUCGCUAUGCAGCCAACCUGAUACGAGCUGCUGAACAGGUGAAACCAAAGGCGACAUUACACAUGUUCAUGGAUACGAUCUGUGAUAAUAUAUUGGAGCUCAUUAAGUCUCAUGAAGAGUACCUCACUGCUGAAAUCUUGGACGAUGGCUUUCUGUGGAACCUGCUCAUGUUUUCACAGCUGCUGCGCUGUGAUGGAAGCCAACUGCUGAUCUACCAAGCCAAGAUCCUGGAGGUGCUUACUCAGGUGCUACGACUCAAGUGUAUCCGUGGAUACGAGAUCGCUGCCAAGGCCCUCAUGUACCUGCUGGGAUCACUCACCCGGAUCUACCCUCUCAACUACCGCAGUGUGCCUGGGUCGGUGGACCGGCCUGUGGAUGAGUACCUGGCAAUCAGGGACUGGGCCCGUGUAGGGGACGUGGAGGCCUUGGGUCUAGAGUGGCAUUGCCCCACUCAGGGCGAGGUCACCUUCACAGAACAAGUGCUGCAGAAAAUACUGGUGCCUGAGCUGGAACUCGUGAAAAACAUCUCAACUACAAACAACUUGCCCAGGGAAGACCUGUUAAGGCGUGUCACCAUCAUUCUGGAGUGUGUUCAGGGAGCCGCUGCAGCCAUGCCUAUCUGGGACGGGCAACACAUACAACUAAUGGAAAGUGAGGUACCUAUGACAAGGUUUACAUGUGCCAACUCGUGUGGAUCUAAGUACACUGUGAGUCUUGGUGGAGGAGACAACCCUCGUGUGGUCAUCAUGGCAGCCAUCAGGCCCUUGCUUGAUUACAUGUUGAAGUCGUGUGAAGACGACACGAAAGGUUUAACCAAAGUCAUACAGAUCUACGAGUCCAUCCUGUUCUUCCAUGGCACGUCAGAAAAUGAGUUCCAGAACCGAUGGAAGAGUUUCCAUGCUGUCAAGAAUGCCCUGGAAGACAAGAUGCGAGGAGGCAAGAAGCAUCUGCGAGCCUUGUUAGUGGACAGAGUGUUCCUGCAACAUCAGAUGCGUUGCCUGCAGAAGACAGACCGCUCGUUCACCCAGCAUCACAAAGAGUUGCUGUCUGAUCUGUUCAACCUCUCUAUCAGCCGAUAUAGUGAGGUGCGUAAGAAGGCCCAGUCAGUGUUGUCAGCGUUCUUCCACAACUACCCCUACUCAUACCGCUGUCUCCUUGACCAGAUGGUGAACAAACUCACUGACAAGGAGGUACCAGAACACCAGUUCCAGGGUGUACUGUACAUCCUGCUGGGUACAAACAAGAGCUGCAUCCUGACCAAGCGGAGCUGGCAAGUGAUGUCUCAGGUAUGGCCAGCAAUCACCCAGGCCCAGCACACUGAGAAACCCUCCAUCCUGGGACUCAUUGACAGGAUUGUCACCAAGGCUGUGAAGAAUGCAGAAACUACAGCCAUCAAAAUACAGGUGAACAGUUCAUGUCUUGAGGCAGCUGGCAGGCUGUUGAUGUCGGGCGUGCCGACACCAACGGAGGGACUGUGUACAACAGAGCAACUACAGAGAGCAGAGCUGUAUGAGGCGGAGAGAAAUACACAGUCUCUGCAGAUGUAUUACAGUCUGGUAGAUCGACUUGUGUCCCUUGUGACAGCAGGAAAUCUAACCUGGAAGUUCUGCCAUAUAGGGCUGGAUCUUAUAAACCUAUUGCUGCGUCAUGAUGUGCCUGCCCCACCUAGCAUAGUAGAACUGAUGACCCAGUCCUGUAUACAUGAGUCUCUCUACAGACGUAAGAUUAGUGUAGUCAGCCUGAUGUCCAUACUACGUCAGUACAAGAGGCCGACCAAGAAGGUGCUAGUAGAUCCUGUGAAGGAAGCCUUCAAACACACCCCCACCCUGGGGCCGGACACAGAUCCAGGACUGAGACCAGGGUUCCGGGCCGACAAUGCCUGGCACCAGUACAAUGUCAAGGAGAUCCCAGAUUCAGCUGAGAAAUGGGAGCAACUGGUGGUUGUGGAGAAGACACACUGGGGAUACUACACCUGGCCUAAUCAGCUAGAGACCUAUGCAGCCCACAGUGAGCAGCCCAAGUUGAACCGCCCACGUGAGGAGAUGUCAGACAGUGAAAGGGUCAUCUAUGAUGCCUUCAGCAGCCCCGAGUAUGUGGCCAAGCUGAUAGACUUCCUGACCCUGGAGGAGAACAAGGGCAAGGAUCAGUUCAACCAUAAGAGAAUGAUCCUCUUCAAGGGCCUGUUCCGUAACUACGGGGACUGCGUGCUGGCCCCGUGGAAGCCCCAUAUAGAACGGCUGAUCAGUGACAUGAGUCACGACAAGCAUGAGACCAGCCACCGGUGUGCCAUGGAGAUCAUGUCUGGCCUCAUAUUGGGCUCUAAGCAUUGGUCAUAUGAAUCGACUGUGUCACUGUGGUCCUGGCUGCUGCCACUUCUCCGCUCGGCUCUCAACAGCAUCACAGACUCCACGCUGAAAGACUGGAGCACUUUCUUUACCUUUGCCUGUGAGAGUAGAGAUCCCCGCAAGCUGUACUGGUUCUAUGAACUUCUCCUAGAUAACCCUCUCAGUGGGGAGGGAGGAUCCUUCAGUGACGCAAGUCGUCUGUGCAUGCUACAGAACGCCUUGUUACAACAAGAGUGGAGGGUGGGGGACAUUCAUGACCGCCUUGUCACCUACCUCACACCACACCUCUCACACAUGUACAAGAUGGUCAGGGACCGUAUUGGAUCGCUGCUGUCAGAUGUAUUUAUACUGGACUACAAGAUGUUCCCAGGCUCCCGUAUGCGCUGUGACGCCCGGGCGGCCUUCUUCACUUCUGUACUACCUGACUUGCACAGGCUCAAGGACCUCGUUAUAGAGGAGGCACAGAGCAAGAAUGGAAACAAUGGGGGUUCAGGACAGAGCAGCCCAUACCCAGUUCUCCCCAGUCCCCCUGGUUCCAGUGUCAGCCUGGAGACGGCUGUAGAGCAGAUGGACAUUGACAACUCCCCCGCCCCGGGGGAGGAGAGUGAGGAGAGGAAACACCUCACACGCCUCUGUAAAACAGUGAUGAAGUGUGUAACAAGCUGUAUAACGAGGUCUUUCAACUCAGCACCUACUGAAAUACUCCAGCUGCUGCCAAUGAUGUGUACCCUGGAGAGUGAGACGAAGGAUGAGGAGUUGAGAGCCGACUGUAUGUCAGCCUUCGCUGUCCUCUCCCAGGUUUUGGUACAGCCAGACGUGAUACCCAGCAUGCUCCACAACAUCAAGGCUGUGACGGGGCUGGCCUCAUGGCAUGCUCGCUCAGCGGUGCUGCGCUAUGUGCAGGUGGUUGUGUUCUACAACUACUUUACGAUGCAGCUGCCAGGUCACAAGGAGACCAUUAGGAAGACUGUGAUGCACCUGAUGCUUGAUGAGAAACUGGAGGUGCGAGAGAUGGCCUGUGUGACCCUCAGUGGCCUACUGCAGUGUGGAUACCUGGACAUGGACCAGGACCUGCUGGAUCAUUUUGAAAAGCUGAGCUCCACAAAGAUCAACAAACGUACCAAGUCUGAAAUGGUUCCUAUGGGUAAGAUUAUACAGUGCCAUGCGGGUAUACUGGGCCUGUGUGCCUACGUGCAGGCAUACCCGUACGAUGUCCCGGCAUUCAUGCCCCAGAUCCUGGUCGACCUCAGUGAACACGUGAACGAUCCUCAGCCCAUUCAGGCGACAGUCAAGAAGACGCUGUCCAAUUUCCGUCGUACCCACCAUGACAGCUGGCACGACCACAAGCUGAUGUUUACCGACGACCAACUGGUCACCCUCACUGACCUCCUUGUCUCUCCGAACUACUACGCUUGAUGUUGGCCCUGUGUUAGGGUAUGCAGCCUUCUAGUGUUUCACACACAAGUGCCUGCUGACCAGAUACCAGUCUGGUUCCACUUUCAGUGUAGAAUGGGAACCAGACAAUAUUUCUGCAAGAAGCCAGUCUAUAAAACUGGUCAGGAACCAGCAGAUAUUUGGAAACAAAUAAGCACGUUGUGUGCUGGAAAACAGCAGAUAUUUUUGUUAAAAGUAAACCGGCCAAAAAGAUGAUGCUAGGAAACCAAACGUUUAUAUUGCACGUAAAGAAACAAACCUUUCCGUUUUUGGAGGGCACCAAUAGAAUAUGUGUGCUGGCAACAACAAGUACAAUUAGAGAGUUAUUUUUAUAGGUAAAGCCUUAGGGCAGUCAUAUAACAAAGAUUGAAGUCUAUUUUAGUUGUAAUCAUGACAUCUUUGAAACAACUCAGUUUUAGAAAGUAAACAUGGAAAAUAAUACACUGUUAAUUACAUUAAAAUUUAUACAGGUAUAAAGUUGUUUUUUUAUUAUUUUGUAACUUCAUUUUGAUUGGUAUGUCUGAAUGUAUUUGGUUGAUGAAUAUAUAACCCCUGUUGAUGAUUAUAUUUGGUAAAUUAGUUUGUUAAUCAAAUUAAUUAUUUUUCUUUUUUUUAAUGUUUAGUCUUUAUUUUGCAGUAUAUCUUAUAAUGAUAUUUUAAUUUAUUUUUGUUACUAAUACUUUAAGUCAUUUUUUGAAUAUCUAUUUUACGGAUGCAAAAGGAAAACACCUUACCUGUAAUGGUCAAACACAAUUAUACGAGUUAUAUACAUAGAAAAGAUUCACCAACAUUAUAUAUUUUUGAUGCAUGGUUUAUUGUUAAAUGAUACAUAACAUUUUAUUGUGUAAACUAUCUGUUUCUCUUUUUAAACUGCUGGAUUUGUGUAAUGUGUUCCCGGAUAAGCUAUAAGGCAGAGUAGGCAAGUGUCUAUGGGCCCUGUAAGACAAUGACGAAAGAAUAUUAUUUACUACUAGGCCUAAUCUAAAGGCUUCAUGAAAACAAUUAUUUUACUUAUAUCAAUGUUAUUUUUCGAUUAAAGGCUUGACAUAUUUUUACCAAGUCUGAAAUGAUAAUAAUUUAUUAUUUGCAAAAAUGUAUUGUUUUGCUGUUGAUUUCGUGUUCAAUAUGUUUACUAGGGGGCUAAGACUGAAGAAAAAUUCAACACAUUGCUGUUUCAUUUUGAGGGCCUGUGGCGUGAGCCCCACAAGUUCACUGCCUAUGGGCCUCCCGGGUGCUAAUCGGGCACUGGUUCCUAUUGUUAUUGAUAAUUGGGAUUGUUUUUCUUUUUACGUUUUAUGGCUUUAGGAUUAGGUUUCCGCUUUUAUAACAAUUGUGCCUUGUCUGGCCAUUGUUUUAAAAUGCAUUUACCUUAUUUAAUUUUAUAUUGCUAACAAUCAUUGUGGGUUUUAUAGCAGGUGUAAUACAGGUGCCUACACUGGUGCUGAGAUUUGUUUAUUCAUUAUUUGAAUAAUGCAAAGAUAUAUCUUCAGAAUACUUGAGUAAGGUUAUUGAAAUAAACAGUUGUUAAGUCGUAUUGUUCUUUGUUAAAAUUUGUUCAAAAUUUAUUGAUAAUUAUAAUCAGUGUAAAAUCAGAAAGAAGUGAAUUUACUGUACUUGUUUUUCGAAAUAUACAAGUGUUCAUAGGUUGGAUCAUGCUUGCUGAAACGUUAAAUCCAUUUCAAACGUUCUUGAUUUUGUUAACAAUGUUUAAAUAAAUGUGAAUGAAUGUCAAA